ACAGUUGGAAGUGCGCCAGAAGAGAGAGAAGAAAAAGAGGCGAAGGAAAAGGCACAUGUUGUGGAGAGAGGAUGGUGUGGAAAUAAAACAGCAGAAAGUUCAAAUAACGGCGGAGCAACAAAGGCGCGUCACCGCUGAGACUUCAACUCAGGGCAGUUAGUGCCGGUUAAACACAGUCAGCUGAGCAUUUUAAUGUUGAGAACUUUAACACUAACACAGUUUAACCCACAGUCUCGGUUCGACAGUUAUAACAUCUCUCUAUAUGUGAGUCCAGAGCUAAACCUAAUUUGGUUGAUUGAUUGUCCAAACUCUGGCUCUGAGGCCAAUCGUGGUACACUCAUGUUUUUAACAUCAGGUUUUUUUUCCAACACUAAAUAUGAUUAAGUGCCACCAGAAAUGAUAUUCAAUCAUUUCUGAUCAAACCUGUCUGCUAACAUUAACUACAAAAGCUAACUUUUAGCCUAUUUUUGGAUCAUUUUAGCUAUCAUAGCUGGUUGGCUAAGCGGGAUACAUUUAUGGCCAACUUUUAGCUAUAUUUCAAACAUUUUGAUUGGACUCUAUGCUGUAGUGGUAUAUGCUAACCUGCUAUCUGACAGUUGUUUCGUGGUCCAAGUUCUCUGUUUAUUUUAUUUCAGAUUGCUUGUCUGUCAUUUCCAUGGCUUAUUUUUAACUAUAUAUUUUUAAGAUAUCACACUGUUUUUUCCUGGGCUAUGUUCUUUUAACCAUUUUUGGCCAACUUUGCGUAAUCUUCUCCACUAUUUUUUUUAAAGAUGUUUGCUACAUUUUAAUCCUCAGAGCUAAGUAAUUUGUUAGUUAUAUAUAUAUAUAUAUAAUUAUAUAUAAUUCUUAACCAAUUAUAUCUAUAUACAAUGUUUUUGUUUUCAACCUCACUUUAAGAACCGGUGACCCCUACAGUCACAGUGUUUACUAACAGUUUAAAGGUCAGAUGUCAAAUGUCAGGAACUAGCACGCUGUAGUCAUACACCAAUACAGCAGCCAUUUGCAGGACAGUAGCAUGGAUGGAUGGAUGGAUGGAUGGAUGGACAGACAGACUGAAUGACAGACAGAUAUAUAAAUAGAUGAUUUUCCAUAGUCACAAAAUGUCUUGUGUUUCCUGCUUUGGUAUUCAAAACUGAUUUCACACCUGCUUUUUUCCAGGUUGUGACGAUGAGUAGCUCAGGGCUUCAGGCCACCAACCGGCAGAAUGUGAAGGAGCUGGACAGCAUGAAGGAGUCCAUCAGUGACAUAAUCAACCAGCUCCAGGACAUAGACCCGGCCAGGCUCUCCUUCUCUCCCUUCCUGGACCUGGACACUCAGAUCUCCCUGGCACCAGUGUCAGACAGUCCAGAGUCCUCGGUGGAGGAGCUGCACUCGUCCUCCCACUCUGUCACUGGCUCCCAACGAUCACUUGAAAAAGCAGCAGCAGCAGCAGCAGCAGCAGCAGCACUUCAGCCAAAGAGCUCCGCCUCCUGCCACCAGCAGCCCAGUGACGGCCUCACAGAGCCUCGACUGGAUCAGACAGAGGAGGGGGAACUGGAUCAAACUCUUUCCAGUCCCAUCAUCACGCAGCUCAACUUGGACGCUGCUACGGAAAACUGCAUCAGCACUCCAACCCCAGCCUCUCAGGGAGACCUUCCCAAUGGCACAGACACGCAGAGAUGGAGUCCAGAAUCCACCAAUCUGGACUGUACAAUGGACGAGGUUCGCCCUCUCAUAGGUCCGCCUCCAGAGAGCGUGGAGCUGACGGUGUGGAGCCCAGACGGACGGGAAGAGACUUGUGAGGCCUCAGAGGAGGCUGCAGGUCGAGGUCGAAGCUGCUGCUGUCGCUGCUGCCAGUGUAAAUGCUGUCACAGCGGACGAGUUCCCGCCUUCUUCUCCGUCCUGGCCUCUCUUCUGUGUGCGGCUGGGAUCCUCUAUGCACUCUAUUUCUACGUUCCCAUUAAACCUCCCGACUGCCCCGACAUAGCGAGUCGCAUCAUUUUCACCUUCUGCUGCUGUGUUGUGGCAGCCCUCCCCAUCCUGAUUGCGAUGCUCGUGGGCUCACUCUGCCAGUUCUGCACCGGCUCCUUCAGCCCGCAGGAGCCGUUCUCCAGAAGCCAAGUGCUGCAGCAGCAUUUCAUCAGAAGGUCCAUGGAGCAGCUCCUCCUCUACGUCCUUAACCUGGUGGUCAUGGCUGCUCUGCUCCCUCAAGACCAGCUGAAGGUGGUGCCCAUAGUGGUGGCCGUGUUCAUCUUCGGAAGACUUGUUUACUGGAUCAGCCUGAACGUCUGCAGCUCGUGGCGAGCCUUCGGCUCCGGCCUGACCGUCUUCACCCUCCUGGCCGUGGUGGCUCUCAAUCUGUUCCUUAUGUACAACCUGAAUCUCAAAGAGCCUCUUUUUGGCUCCCAGGACGCCCUCUAUAAUCAGGUCACCCCCUCUUCCUGGUCAGUGGAGACAUCACAGAGCCCAAGUGGCAAACCAGACUUCCUCGCCACAGAUGACCUGGACUCUCAGUGAAAAGGACGAGCUGCGCUUUCUUCUUUCAGAAGGAGGAGAUCUUUCCAAAAAUAGUCCAUUCCUGUGGUCUGCAGUUCAGCACAGCUCCACACGCUGCCACUAUAAACUGCUGCUGUGUUUGUGACGGCUCUCCUUGUUGUUUCGCUCCUCCUCUGCAGGACUUUUUUUUUUUUUUAAUGUGGAUUCAUGCUUAUUAUCUGUAAUAUAAGAGCUUUUUGACCACUAGUGGUGUCUGAAGCUUUUGAACAAAGCUGUAGUCUCCAAACACGUGUCCUUUAUGAGCUAUUCCAGUGUCUAUAUUUAAUUUUUUGAACCCUGAGUACUUAAAGCCUCAGCUAUGUACAGUAUAUGGCUAAAUUUGGAUUGACCUUAAAAAAAACCACAAGCAAAGCAACUUGAGUUGUCAGACUUUAUUAUGAUUUUGACUGCCUUGACAGAUUGUGCUGUACAUGAUGAAGGAAAAUUAAAGCCAUUUGUUUAAAGAGAGAGUCUUUUCAUCUUGGCCAUUUGUUUGGACCAGUUGCUGCCUUUGCCUCGACUGUGCGGCUAUUCCUGGAGAUGCUGCAGAGCGUGGGUCUAUCAUUAUGUGACAACACGCUCUCCAUGUUCUCUGGUCGCUCCCCAUCUCCGCCCUGC
Molecule: messenger RNA, 3132 nt
Organism: Cynoglossus semilaevis (tongue sole)
Lineage: Eukaryota; Metazoa; Chordata; Actinopteri; Pleuronectiformes; Cynoglossidae
Exons: 4
Coding region: 1168-2496 (442 amino acids)
Biological process (GO): regulated exocytosis
Cellular component (GO): trans-Golgi network membrane; lysosomal membrane
Source: RefSeq, a predicted model, not a curated record